AGUCACAUUUUUUUCUCUUUCUUCUAGUUCCCUUUUGGCCGCCGCUCGCCCUGUGACAUCUACUGGCAUGGUGUUUCAUUUCAUGACAACAACAUAUUCUCCGGUCAAGUGAACAAGUUUCCAGGCAUGACGGAGAUGGUGCGUAAAAUUACUCUGAGCAGAGCAGUGAGAAUUAUGCAGAAUCUCUUUCCUGAGGAGUACAACUUCUACCCUCGCUCUUGGAUUCUGCCUGACGAGUUCCAGCUCUUUACUGCUCAGGUUCAAAUGGUGAAAGACGGUGACCCCUCCUGGAAGCCCACUUUUAUUGUGAAACCUGAUGGUGGUUGUCAGGGUGACGGAAUCUACCUCAUUAAAGACCCCAGUGACAUCCGCCUGGCAGGGACCCUGCAGCGCAGGCCGGCGGUGGUCCAGGAAUACAUCUGCAAACCUCUCCUUAUCGACAAGCUCAAGUUUGACAUUCGCCUGUAUGUCUUACUGAAGUCCUUAGACCCCUUAGAGAUUUACAUAGCCAAAGAUGGACUCUCCAGAUUUUGUACAGAGCCAUACCAGGAGCCCACUCCCAAAAACCUGCACCACAUCUUUAUGCACUUAACCAACUACUCCCUGAACAUCCAUAGCGGUAACUUUGUCCACUCGGACAGCACUAGCACAGGCAGCAAAAGGACUUUUUCUAGCAUUCUUUGUAGGUUGUCUUCCAAAGGCGUUGACAUCAAGAAGGUCUGGUCUGAUAUCAUCUCCUUGGUGAUUAAGACCGUCAUUGCCCUGACUCCAGAGCUCAAAGUUUUCUACCAGUCGGACAUCCCUGCAGGGAGGCCGGGGCCCACAUGCUUUCAGAUUUUAGGCUUUGACAUUCUUCUAAUGAAAAAUCUGAAGCCUAUACUACUUGAAGUUAAUGCAAAUCCCAGCAUGAGAAUUGAACAUGAGCAAGAACUUUCUCCAGGGGUGUUUGAAAAUGUCCCCAGCCUUGUCGAUGAGGAGGUGAAAGUGGCCGUGAUCAGAGACACCCUGCGCCUCAUGGACCCACUGAGGAAGAAAAGAGAGAACCAGCGCACCGCCUCCUGCCGAGGCCCAGCAAACCUGCUCUGCCCACAUGCUCUGGGUCCAAACUCUGGACCCUCACGUGGCUACCUCCACCUCCUCAGUGAUUGCAAUGGAUGGGGCUUGUCUUUCCCCACUGGGUCAAGUGCUUCUGGACUGUGUGCACCUCGCCUUUGUGUCCCAGGCCCCAGGGACAGGUCUCAGCAGCUGGAGAACCCAUCAGCCGGAAAGGAAGAUCCUUCCGACAAUGAUCUGGCCAUCACCUCGGAAGGCAACCCCAAACCUGAGGCCCACCUGCCCUCCAUCUGCCUCAAGCAGGUGUUCCCCAAGUAUGCCAAGCAGUUCAACUACCUGCGCCUGGUGGACAGGAUGGCAAACUUGUUUAUCCGGUUCCUGGGAAUCAAGGGGACAAUGAAGUUAGGACCAACAGGCUUCCGUACCUUCAUAAGGAAUUGCAAGCUAAGCAGCAGCAGCUUGUCUAUGGCCGCCGUGGACAUCCUCUACAUCGACAUCACAAGGAGAUGGAACUCCAUGACCCUGGACCAGCGGGAUUCAGGGAUGUGCCUGCAGGCCUUCGUAGAGGCUUUCUUUUACCUGGCUCAGAGGAAGUUCAAGAUGCUGCCCCUGCACCAGCAGGUGGCCUCGCUGGUCGACCUGUGUGAAUACCACCUGUCCCUGCUGGAUGAAAAGCGGCUGGUGUGUGGCCGGAGUGGCAGGUUUGGGAGCCGGCACCCUCACGGCGGCAUGCCCCAGGAAGCUACCGCGACUGCCCCGCUGGUGGAGGGCCACCUCCCACCCGGCGCAGGCAAGCUUCCCCAUUCCACACGCGUUCUGUCCUGAGGGCCGCUCUGUCCUCCCGGAACAAGCAAGCCCUUCCUUCAGGGCUGGAGAGAGGCCCUGGGCUUCCCACGCGGAGAAACGCCGGCUGCCGGAUUCCUGCCGGGACUCUGCGAGCUGUGGGUCCUGCGCUUCGGGAGCCGCCUGACUCGCGCCCGCCUUCCUCCCAGCGCCUCGCGGUGGUAAACCUGUUUGCAAGUCACAGUGGACAUAUGACAUCCCAAAGGUGACAGAUGGCAUCUCCUAUUCUGAGCUCAUGGGAAGCGACAGUGGGGGUGAAACUGUUGUGUUUGGGGAACCAACAGCCCAGGCUGCGCUGUGGUGAGGAAAGGACGUGAGGCAGCUGAGUCCUGGGUCUGUGGGGCCCAGCGGGAGCGCUGGCUGAAGCCCGGGAGCAUCAUGCCUACUUCCCGCCUCCGCUCUGUGGGAUGGAGUGGAAAUGCCCGCGACUCCCGUCCGAUCAUGUGCUACUUGGGUGUAGUUAACAGAUUAGCCUCGUUUAUUUCAUUAGCUUGCCUACUGCUGCAGUGUUCGGUUUGUUAUUAAUUAAGAAAUAAUUAACUAAGAAGUCA
This is a messenger RNA of Myotis davidii, 2447 nucleotides long. RefSeq names its product tubulin tyrosine ligase like11 (gene TTLL11). The record is from RefSeq and is a predicted model, not a curated record. Gene Ontology annotation, molecular function: tubulin-glutamic acid ligase activity; tubulin binding. Bases 127 to 1878 code for a protein of 583 amino acids. Lineage: Eukaryota; Metazoa; Chordata; Mammalia; Chiroptera; Vespertilionidae. Gene Ontology annotation, biological process: microtubule cytoskeleton organization; protein polyglutamylation. Gene Ontology annotation, cellular component: cilium. The transcript has 9 exons.